AUCCAUCUAUGCACAACGGAACAGGUUUUCUUCGGCCGAAAGCGCGGAACACCUGAACUUCUCUCAGUUGUCCCUUUAAACCGCGAACUGUUGUUUUGUUGUCAUCGUUGGAAGAAUUCUCGUACAGUGCUUUUUUUGAAACUUGAUCGUCAUGGCUCCGUCGGAAACGAGUGUCCAGACAACUAAUACGCACAAAACAGAAUCUUCGUACUCCGGUGGCGUAAAAGUGAGUACAAAAACCGAAUCUACAGGAAUCGCUGACAAUUUGGAGUUAAAUCCGUGGUAUUUCAAAACUGUUCCUGGAAUACUCAAGCUUGUGCAGCUGCUGUUUGCCAUCAUCUGUAUGGGCUGUGGCUCUCCCGUCGUCACAACAUAUACCAACUUCUUCAUGUUUGUUGUUGCCAUCUAUUUCAUCAUCACACUCGUUUUCUGUAUCAUAUAUUUCUUCACAAUUAGGAGACUCUUUCCCAAAUUACCCUGGUUACUCAUAGAAUUAACAACUACAGCUGUUGGCGUUGUACUCUACUUCAUCGUCUCUGUAGUUCAACUGGCAGCCACUAACAGGAGAGAUUAUCAUUACGCCUUGUCUCACCAUGGAUAUUAUUCAUCUUAUAUAGCUGCUGGAUGCUUUGGACUAUUUAACUUUUUAGCGUACGCUGCCGGUACCUUCUUCUUAUUUAUGGAGUGGAAGCAAUCCAAACCCGCAGCAAGCGUCGCAACCCCUGCAACGACGACCACUCCCGCUGCCAAUGGACAAUGAGGCCUCCCUUUAGAAUGGACUCAUCCAUAUAAUAAGACAGUUUUCUCGACAUCUAGUGCUUUAGAUGUUGAACAGUCCACGAACUAUUGGAAGUUUAAUAUCUUUUUAUGGAAGUUUUAAACUUCCCAACUAUAAAGAAGUUUAUAUAUAUAUAUACACACAUACACACAUAUAUAAAUGCAUAUAAUAUUAUGGCCUUUGAAAAGUAUGAUGGCCAGUAAAAACAUUGUGUAAAAUUAAUUAUAUAAAAACAUGACUGUGUUUAAAGCAGAACGCAAAAGAUAUUGUGAAAGUUAUAUUCUUCGUUUUAGAUUGCCAUUUUUUAGUAGCUAGAGCAUUCAACUAUGACCCCAGCAACUGGAAUGUUUAUAAAUAAAGUGAGGCAAUUUAAUACCCAGAAUGAAGUAGUAACACUCAAGAGUAAAUCUUUCAAAAUUACAUGAACAUUCGUGUGUAAACCUGAAUGAACUAAUUCAUAAUUAAAUUUCGAACUGACAGAGGCAAGUCUUAGUUAUUGGAAAGUCUAUUGCAGAUAUCUAUGGGUACAUUUCGGUAUAACGAUGGUAGUCACAAUUUAGAACAGCGCAUUAACAUAAAGUAUUAUGUGAAAAUCAGAAAGUGCACUUCUGAAGUAUUAGAAUUGUAGAAAGUGGCACAUAGGGUCUGCAGAAUGAAAAAUGAAGAUGCAUUGAAAAGCAGAGUGUGUUUGAAUGAUAUAAGAGAUUCAAAGAUGACCGAGAAGAUGUGAUGGAUGAUCUCCAAAGUGAAAGCAACACGAAUAAGCAUGACGGAUGCUGAUAUUAAGACAGUGUAAGAUACGAUACGUUACAAUAACUAAUUAAGAGAGAGACUAAUAAUUGAAGUAUUGCAAAUUAAUCGAGAAACAGUUAAACUAAUUUCAGCUGAAUGAUUAGGCAUAAGCAAGAUUUCUGUGAAAUUUGUGCUUCUCAGUGCAAUUAAAACAGCUGACUGGAAAAUAAAUUUCUCAUUUGCUUUAGAAUUGGGAACGCUUUCUAAAAUUUUAACAUAACUAUAACUUCGGAGAGCAUUUUGAAGGCAACGGUAGCCAUUAACGUGUAGUUCUACACCUAAAAUAUUUUUUAAAUUACAUCCUGGGAAUUGAAUUAUUGCAUCUUGUACUGGAAGGGCAUGCCAUCGUUCGAAAUAUUUCCCUGUUCUUUUUAAUGCAUCAGCCCAUGUGUUAUUGUUUUAUCCCCUUUCAAAAGAAAGUGUUGGAUUUAGUGCAUAUCUACUUUCUUAUCUUUGUGAUGACAGUGGGAAACCCGGGGCUGAAUCUGGACUAUAACGCGGAUCACAUCCUUCUCGCUUACAUGUGGAACACAUUGAUCUUUAUGAGGAUUACAAAGCCUAGUCAAAAUUUUGGAGCUUAAAAUUCCUUCUCCUAUUAAAAGCUUAACGGUAAUCUUUUGUUCCAGGGACUGAGCACCUUCCUACUCAUUACUCUCACAUGUACCACAUGCGACAGACAAGUUCGAGCUUCCACUGCAUCCCAUGAACAAUCCAAAGUCUGGGUCGUAUUUGAAUGUCCUACUAUAUCUAGAGGAAGAAACUUUAAACGUCAUCUAAGAAGCUCUAAUGAAGGAAAAUGUGCGAUUCCUUUUUUUUAUUUCUUUAAGUGAAAUUUUUAUUGCAAAGGUUUGACUAAUAAAUACUUUUUUUCUUUCA
Molecule: messenger RNA, 2446 nt
Organism: Stegodyphus dumicola
Lineage: Eukaryota; Metazoa; Arthropoda; Arachnida; Araneae; Eresidae
Cellular component (GO): membrane
Source: RefSeq, a predicted model, not a curated record